AUGACCAAUUUUUUGCGUAACUAUCGACCCCGUGGAUUCGCUACGUAUUUCGCAAUGACGUACGCAAAACCGUUUUGGCGCGAGAAUGGGAACAGUGGACAGAUAAUCUACUCGGGAGUUGUUGAUGAUUUGCUUUGGGCGACGACGUUUGACACAAGCGAGAACAAUCUUUGUGGCCACGAUGGAGUGACGGGAAUCCUUUGGGGCAUUGCUCACUUCAAAUCCGAGAAUAUCACCGAAGCACAGAGGCAAUCAAGCUACAAAAAUCUGAUUGAGAUCACUUUCCCGAAUGCGCCUCAGCCAAUGGAUAUCAGCGAUUAUCAAUUCUACAACGAUCAGUACUCACUGGGAUCUAUUGGAGUGUUGCCCGUCUCAAAAGAUGCUUCAGUUCUUUCACUUCUUGGCGCACUAAGCAUCGAUGACAAUACACCGUAUUCAGAGCAAAGACGCAAGCGCUUCUCUCUUCAAUCACCGUCCAUUCAUUUCACCUCAGCCGAGCUCUCAAAAGAGUCAAUGGGCAUGAUGAAUGGAGCAGUUUUGCACGGGCAACUCGUCGCUGAACAAGUUCUGAAGCAACUGGCUGCAAACCCAUCCCCGUCCGUCUCUUCUCCUUCUCGAGCUACUCCCUACUCUGCCAGUCCCGAUCAACCAAGCACGAUCAAACCCGAAGCUUCAUCACUUCUCUAUCCAGACGAUUUGAUGAAUGACAAGGGCACGACGACUUUCGCCUAUCGCACAACUCCACAAUAUCCUUCUAGUGAAUCUCAAACGCCCCCACUAACGUCUACUGCGAAGUACGAUUUCCCUUAUGCCACCUCGCCAAUGUAUCCGGAUUCGUUCGAGACGACUACAGUGAAGCCAGCAAUGCAAGCAACCACUUUAGACUAUACAGCGGAAUUCCUUGGCUCAUCAACGAAAGAAUCUUCAACAACGACAACGACAACGACAACCACCACCGAAAUAAGCACAACAAAGCCUGAAUUGUCAUCACUUCUGUAUCCAGAUGAUCUCAUGAAUGACAACGCGACCACGACAUUCGCCUACGCGACAAGCCCGCAAUACGAGACGAGUGAAGAGCCAAAGGAAACAACACCAAAACCUCAGUCCAGUACCUCGUCAAAUCCGGAAAACGAAACGACUCCUUUUGCUUACGAAACAAGCAGCCAAUAUCCGGCGACUAGCUCAGAGGAGCCGAUUCUCCCACCCUACCAGCCUGUCUACGAUUUCCCCUACAGUACAUCGACACAGUACCCGAGUGACUUCUAUCCAACCACUGGAGCCUCUUACGAUCAAGAAGCUCAAGGGAAUACGACGACUCCAAGCAACGAGACGAUGCCUGCAGCUCCAUCGACAUUGGUGCCAGAUUUGUUGGCUGACUUGUUGAACGCGACGACUCCAGCAGCAAAUGUGACAGAAGUGACAGAAGUGACAGAAGGCGCAAAUGUCACAGAGCUUGUGACAACUCCAAGCAACGAGACGAUGCCCACGGUUUCACUCGAGCCAGAUUUUGUAGCCGACUUGUUGAACCCGACAACGAACCCGACAACGAAGCCCGAAAAUGUGACUGAAGUUCCAGAGGCUGCAAAUGUCACUGAGCCCAUGUUGAUUGCCGAAAAUGUGACGAUUGUGGAGCUGAUAAAUGCGACGUUUCCCGGGGAUACUGUGACCGAUUUGCUAAAUGAGACAACGACAAUCGAGCCAGCAACAAAUCAAACCGUUCCAGUGGAGACGAUUUCGGAUUUGAAUGGAACUUCUGCUGUGAAUGAGACUGAAGUGUCAACUCUUUCAGUGCCUGUCGAUACGGUUUUAGAUCUGCUAAACCCAAGUGCACCCGAGAAUAAAACUGAAUCACCGGUGCCUGUCGAUGAAGUGCUCGACCUGCUUAACCCGACACCGCCAAGUAAUGAAAUCGAGCCGAAAAAUGUCACAAAAACUGUGGAUGAGCUGUUAAACUUGUUGAAUGCACCCGAGAACAAAACCGUCAAUGCACCGAUUGAAGAGAUUCUUGAUUUGCUUAACCCAAAAGCACCUGAGAAUGGCACUGGAGUUGUUGAGGAAACGAAAAACACAAAUUUACCUGUACAAAUUGAUAAGAUUUUCGAUUUGUUGAAUCCAAAAGCACCAGAAAAUGGCACAGUCGAUGAAAAGAGCACCGUUGCACCGGCACCGGCACCGGCACUUGUUGAUCUGAUUUGGGAUUUGCUAAACCCGAGCCAGCCUCCAGAGAAUGUCACUCAGUCAGAGCCAGCUAGCCAGCCAGCCAGCCAGCCAGCCAAUUUCACUGAAACGCUUCCAACAGCACCAACAAACGCCACCGCAGAAACCCCAGAACUUCCAACAACACCAACAAACGCCACCGCAGAAACCCCAGAACUUCCAACAACACCAACAAACGCCACCGCAGAAACUCCAGAACUUCCAACAACACCAACAAACGCCACCACAGAGACGCUAGAAGUCUCGACUACAAUCUUUACUCUCAACGAUACGACGAAUCUAGUGGCUCGAGAUUCUCCACAAGCUAGGGAAAACUCAACAGCUCCCUUCGAAUACCACACUUCAUCCCCUUAUCCACCGGAUGCUUUCAAUGAUACUCAGCCAAUUUUGCAAACGAUUUUGAAUGAGAGCUUUGCCUUCCCGUACAGUACUUCUACACAAUAUCCUCUUGACGCUUUCCCCACUCCACAACCAUUACCGAAUACGACUGCUCAGCCAGAUCUAGCAGUUGAAUUGCUCUCUGCUGACGUGAACGCAACAACUGUUAACAACGUAACAACUGUGGCACCGGACGUAACAAAUGCUACCGCCGAGACACCGCAAGAAAUCGUGCAAGAUGCGGUGAAACAAGUUGAGCAAAACAUUCAAAAGAUCCCGUUGAGUAAUCGUAAGCCGAUUGCUGGCCGGCUCGCGAAUGUUUUGGCUUCAUUGCUCAAUUUGGUGAGACGAAGA
Messenger RNA from Mesorhabditis belari, 2949 nucleotides. The record is from the annotation of a GenBank genome assembly. NCBI's taxonomy places the organism in Eukaryota, Metazoa, Nematoda, Chromadorea, Rhabditida, Rhabditidae.